AUUCCAUUUUAAAAUUAAAAUUUUUUUUUCUUUUUUUUUUCCUGUUCGUUCCUGUAUAUUACUCCUUCCCGGAAAAAAUAUUGUUGUCAGAAAUAUUUGAAUCAAAAGUUUGAGAGAGAGAGAGAGAGAGAGAUAUCUAUCUGUCAACUGUGGAUGAUAUUUCAAAACAACAUCCAUUAAACAAAGUGAUUAUGAGUUCAAUUGAUCUUGUAUCGUCAGAGGACUUGGGGUUUAAGUUAGACUCUGAUGGCCAAGGUUUGAAGUUGUUUGAUCAACCGAUUGAUCUUGAUAGUUAUAAUGAAGAUAACUUGAACUUAUUGGCCGUAGGUAAUAUAAAUAAGUACUUUGCUGCUUCUAAUGUUACUUCAUUGAAAUUGGGUUAUAUAUCAAGUUUAGAUUCACUCAAGACGGUUACAGAUACUUUCAAAAUAACACAAUUAUACUUCAAUAGUGAUGAAUCAAAAUUAUAUGUGGUUAAUCAUUCCAAAUUAUAUUAUAUACUUAUCAACGAUUACUUUAACACUGAUAAAUUUGAUUUAAAAAGUUACCAUGGUGAUGAUAUAAUAGAUGAUAUUAAGUCAAUAUCUCCAUCAUCAAAGUCUCCUGACUCAGUUUUGAUUCAUACCAAUUCAGGUGGACUUUAUUUAAAUAAUAAAUCAGAUAAAAUUGGUGAAGAUAUUGUUUCAUAUACUUGGUCAGAUGAUGGAUCAAUCUUCUAUAUUAAUAAUAAUGAUCCCUUAAAUAUUCAUUGUAAAUACUAUACUAAACAGGUUAUUCCAUUGGAUCUUGAAUUAGAAAAUUACCAACCUAUAGAUAUCCGUACCGUGAAAUCAAGUAUUUUAAUAAGUUAUAAGAAUGAAGAAGAAGAUAUCACUCAAACAUAUUUGAUAGAUGCUAAUGGUACUCCAAGUUUAAUCGAUGUGGCUCCUCCAUUCAAUUCAGUUGAAAGAGCAAAUGAAUAUUAUGGUUUAACUUUAGUGAAAUGGAUAUCUGAUUCAACUUUCUAUUUUGUAACUUCAUCUUUGGCCACCGAUAUAUCAACUAUUAAACUCGAAAUCUCAGAAACAACUUUAGUAGAACCAUCGGAAGAUUCUCAAAGAGCCCAAUUCCCUAUAGAUGAUGAUACUGGUGAUGAUACUUCUGCUGUUGGUUUCGCUUUGGAUGUAACUGGAAUUGAUACUAAUGUAUUAGAACCAUGGAAUGGUAUAGAAGCAGUUAAAGGAAAACUCCCAAGACUUCUAACCUUAUUAAAUUCGGGUCAUUUAAUCUCCUGGUGGGUAUAUGAUAAAUCAGCAAUCACUGAUGAUAAAGCUGAUUUAUCCAAUGCCUUAAAAUAUUAUCAAAGAGAACAAUCUGCUACUGUUGCUGCUGUUGCUCCAGCAACUGCUACUGCUACUCCGGCCAUAUCGAAUCCAUUUGGCUCCACAGCUCCAGCUUCUUUUGGCGCAGCUAAUCCAUUUGGUUCAUCAACUGCAAGUUCAUUAUUUGCCAAAGAAAGCUCGCCAUUUGGAGGGUUCACGGCCCCAGUUAAAGAAAUUAAACCAAUAUCUACUGAAGAUGACAAUAAGUCUGCAUUUGGUGGUUUUAAAACUAAUAAUUCAUCCCUUUCAUCUAAUAUUAAACCAGAAACAAGUUCCGGAUCUAACUUUGGUAGUUCAGGUUUUGGUGGUUCUGGUUUCGGAAAUUCAGGUAAACCUGCCUUUGGUGGUUCUGGUUUUGGAAGCUCUGGCUUUGGUGGAUUUGCUGCCAAACAGCCAUCUGCAUUCGGAUCUACUGAAAAUACCAAUACCACCGCAUCAACAUUUGGAUCAUAUAGUGCUGGUCCAUCAAAUAAUUCUCCAUUUGCAAAAUUUGCCCAAAAUGAAUCAUCAUCAUCCUCCUCUCCUUUUGCAUCUUUGAAUUCUCAAGCAGAUAGCAAAAAGGAAGUAGCCAAACCUUCAAUUUUUGGUUCCAAAUCAGCGACAACAGAAACGAAGCCUUUACAAUCACUGCCAUUUGCAUCGCUUGAUAAAAAAGUAGCGGAACCUCUGCCUUUCUCAAAACUUAAUAAUAAAGAAGCAGAACCACUGCCUUUUUCAAAGUUCAACGGCAAAGAAGCAGAAUCGUCGCCUUUUGCUGCAUUUAAAGCUCCAGCUAUUGAGAAAACUCCAGCUGUCGAGAGUCCUAUUCCAAUUAGCGGUUUAAAUAUCAAUGAGAAACCUUUAGCCAGUAUAUUACCUUCAUUUGAAAGCGGCUUGAAAUUAACUGAGGAUCCAGUUAAACCAGCUCAGCAAUUUUCAUCAUCGGAGGUUGAAGAUACUGAGGAGAAUGUUUCGGAUGAGGAUGAAGAAGAUGAAUCUGAUGAAUUGGAGUCUUUUGAAGAGAUUGCUUCUGAAGAUUUUGAAUCUGAAGAUGUUGUGCCUGAUAAUGUUGUCACUGAGCCGGUUGUUGCUGUACCACAAGGUUCUACUAUAUUACAAAAGGAUGAAAUAGCUAAAUCUACAGUUAAGCCAAUUACAAAAAUUGAGUUGUUAAAGUUUUCCGGAAUUUCUAAAAAAGACAGGUACUCAAAAGAUGUCAUAACGAAUAAAAUCCUUGAAAUAUUUAAUGAAACAUCUGGUAAUGUCAACAUACUUGAGAGAAAUGUGAAAUCAUUAAUUGAAAUGAUUGAUUCACAAUCAAAUGAGAUACAAGACCCUAAAUUAGAUUCACCUGAUCAAUGGACAUUACAAUCAGUUGGCAUUUUACAGAGCGAAAUUUCAGAAGAAAUUGAUAGCUCAAAAAGUCAUUUAAAGACUUUAAAGGACCAAGAACAAGAAUUAAAGUCUAUCACUGAUAGAUUACAUAAAACACAUCAAUUGAGAAUUCAACUUGAUAAACAUUUUUCACAAUUAUCUCUGUUCAAGAAUGAUGCUAAAUCUUCAAUAUUGAAGAAACGCCCACUUAGUUUGAAAGAUGAAGUCUUACAGAUUAGACUUAGAGAAAAGGUUACUAAAUUCCGAGAAUUAGAAAACCAAAUAGUAUCUAAGUUAAUGCCAUUAAAAGCGAAGAUACGUUUAGACGAUACAGUUAUGAAGAACUUGGAGACAACAAUUUUUCAAAUACAUUCAACCCUUAUAAAUCAUGAAGAAACCAUUGCCAAUCUUGUUAAUAGUCUAGCAGAAGUAGAAGAAAAUGAACCUAACGAAGACCCUGACUCAAUCACCGACAAUAAACUGUCAGACAAAGCCUAUUCAUCUAGAUGGGCCGCUAGUGAGGUUCUUAAAAAUAGAAAAGUGCAAGUAAGAAAAAUUACAAUAUAAGUUUUAUAGAAACUUUUAAUUAAUAUAUUAAAUAGACUACAGAAAUUAU
Molecule: messenger RNA, 3330 nt
Organism: Scheffersomyces coipomensis
Lineage: Eukaryota; Fungi; Ascomycota; Pichiomycetes; Serinales; Debaryomycetaceae
Gene: NUP159
Product: FG-nucleoporin
Exons: 1
Coding region: 192-3281 (1029 amino acids)
Molecular function (GO): protein binding
Source: RefSeq, a predicted model, not a curated record